CUUCUUGAUUUAACAAGUUGAAAAUCUGCUGAAUAAUUCAUGAAGAGUGGAAGGGCUGAAUCUUCCUGGAAUGAUAUACACUGUACGUACUGUGGCACAGGAGAAACUGCAAAGCUUUGUAUCAGUUGCUGCCGUUUCUGCUGCCGAUUGCAAGGUGCUGCUGCUUUUGCUGUUUUCACAGCUAUAGAAACCUCAGGCGUGCUCUGGUCUGCCAACAGCCAUCUGCCUCCCUAUGGACCCACCUUCACCAGCUACAAUCUGUGGACUCUAUUGCUGCCUACCUGCCUUGGACACUGCUGGUUUUUGGAUCCUUACUGCAAACAGCAUUUUCUGGACCUUACAGCUUGUAUGACUGAAACCUGCCUUAGAGUCCUUCAGCUGCACAGCCUCCCACGUGCUUGGUGAGGACUCCUGCAGCAGAACUUCUGACCCAGACAAGGAUGGGAUUUACAGGGCAAAGUCAAAACUGAGCUGCAUUCAGCGAGAUGCCCAACGCCUCUUCCUGGAGUGCUAGCUCGCCUCUGCUGCUGCUCUGGGAGGACUCCUCUGGGACCCGCAUCUUUCUGUCGCUGCUCUACGCAGUCUUGGCUAUCUCAGGGACUUUAUCCAAUGUGAUGGUCAUCUAUUUAGUCUUCUCCUUCAAGAAGCUGCAGACAACCAGCAAUGCCUUCAUCGUGAACGGCUGUGCAGCUGACCUGAGCGUGUGUGCCCUGUGGAUGCCCCAGGAGGCUGUGCUGGGGCUGCUGCCCCCCAAUUCCUCCUCCCUUCGCUCGGCGGAGUACCGGCUGCUCCGGGGGGGGCUCCUGGGCCUCGGCCUCACCGUCUCCCUGGCCUCGCACCUGCUGGUGGCUUUCAACAGGUACGUGCUCAUCACCAAGCUGCCCAGCGUAUACCAGGCCCUCUAUCAGCGGAGGCACACGGGCUGCAUGAUCGGGCUCUCCUGGGCCCUCGCCCUGCUCCCGGUCCCGCUGCUGCCCGGGCUCUGGACCCUGGGCUCAGCCCAGUCGGACGGCAGCUCUCGCUACACCGCCCUGCUCCUCGCCCUGGCCGUGCUGGGCCAGACCGCGCUGCUGCUCCACUGCUACCUCGGCAUCGUGCGGCGGGUGCGGGGCAGCGCCAAGCGGGUCAGCGUCCUCAACUUCCACCUGCUGCACCAGCUGCCCUUCCCCGCCGCGCCGCCGCCGCCUCGCCGCGCCCAGCGCCGCCUCAGCAGCGUCUCCGUCCUGCUGCUCUGCUGCGUGUUCCUGCUGGGCACCCAGCCCCUGGUCUGGGUGAGCCUCCUGGGCUUCUUCCUGCGCCCGGCGCCGCCGGCGCUGCAGGCCGCCAGCUGGCUGCUGCUCUGCUCGCUCUCGGCCCUCAACCCGCUGCUCUACACGUGGCGCAGCGAGGAGUUCCGCCGGGCGGCCCGCUCUGUCCUGCCCCGCGGCGAGGGCCCGGCCGCCGCCCCACGCCCCGCAGCCGCCGCCGCGGGCCCGGACAGCGCCGGGACGCCGGCGGCCGCGCGCGGGAACCCUCAGGCGCGACCCCUCAGGCCGCUCCGCCACUCCCGCCGGCGGCCACCGCCCGUCGGGCGGCCGAGCCGCCCCGGCCCCCGCCCCGGUAGCGCUUCUUCCUCUCCUGUUGCUCCUUUGUGA
Molecule: messenger RNA, 1634 nt
Organism: Onychostruthus taczanowskii (white-rumped snowfinch)
Lineage: Eukaryota; Metazoa; Chordata; Aves; Passeriformes; Passeridae
Gene: GPR88
Product: G protein-coupled receptor 88
Exons: 1
Coding region: 486-1634 (382 amino acids)
Biological process (GO): G protein-coupled receptor signaling pathway
Cellular component (GO): membrane
Molecular function (GO): G protein-coupled receptor activity
Source: RefSeq, a predicted model, not a curated record